Ficedula albicollis (Collared flycatcher) is the source of this 1221-nucleotide messenger RNA. RefSeq names its product rhomboid, veinlet-like 1 (Drosophila) (gene RHBDL1). Gene Ontology annotation, cellular component: membrane. The record is from RefSeq and is a predicted model, not a curated record. The annotation marks the transcript as partial. The transcript is spliced from 9 exons. Gene Ontology annotation, molecular function: serine-type endopeptidase activity. Lineage: Eukaryota; Metazoa; Chordata; Aves; Passeriformes; Muscicapidae.
AUGGAGCCCCAGGGGUGCCGUGGGCUCGGUCCCGCCGGCGAGGCGGGGGUCUGCACCCACCCCCGCACGGGGGCACCAGGAGGUGUCCCCAGCCGGGCAGGGAUACAGCCCCGGCGUGCCGGUGAUGCUCCGCGCCGUGCCCCGCAGCUCGACCCCGAAAACACCGGCUUCAUCGGGGUGGAGACGUUCGCCAGCCUGGUGCACAGCCAUGAGCUGCCCCUGGACCCCGCCAAGCUCGACAUGCUGGUGGCCCUGGCACAGGGCAACGACGAGGGGCAGGUCUGCUAUCAGGAGCUGGUAGACCUGAUCAGCAGCAAGCGCUCCAGCAGCUUCAAGCGCGCCAUCGCCAACGGGCAGCGGGCGCUGCCCCGCGACGUCCUGCUGGACGAGACCGGCCUCGGCAUCUACAAACGCUUCGUCCGCUACGUGGCCUACGAGAUCCUGCCCUGCGAGAUGGACCGGCGCUGGUAUUUCUACCAGCACCGCACCUGCCCGCCCCCCGUCUUCAUGGCGGCCGUCACCCUCACCCAGAUCAUCGUGUUCCUGUGCUACGGGGCCCGGCUGAACAAGUGGGUGCUGCAGACCUACCACCCCGAGUACAUGAAGAGCCCCCUGGUCUAUCACCCCGGGCACCGGGCGCGCGCCUGGCGCUUCCUCACCUACAUGUUCAUGCACGUGGGGCUGGAGCAGCUGGGGUUCAACGCCCUCCUGCAGCUGAUGAUCGGCGUGCCCCUGGAGAUGGUGCACGGCAUCCUGCGCAUCAGCUUCCUCUACCUGGCCGGGGUCCUGGCAGGCUCCCUCACCGUCUCCAUCACGGACAUGAGAGCCCCCCUGGUCGGGGGCUCGGGGGGGGUCUACGCCCUCUGCUCUGCUCACCUCGCCAACGUUGUCAUGAACUGGGCCGGGAUGCGCUGUCCCUACAAGCUGCUGCGGAUGGUUCUGGCGCUGGUGUGCAUGAGCUCCGAGGUUGGUCGCGCCGUGUGGCUCCGCUUCUCGCCGCCGCUGCCGGCCUCGGGCCCCCAGCCCAGCUUCAUGGCGCACCUGGCGGGGGCCAUCGUGGGCAUCAGCAUGGGGCUGACCAUCCUGCGCAGCUACGAGGAGAGCCUGCAGGACCAGUGCGGCUGGUGGGUGCUGCUGCUGUCCUACGGCACCUUCCUGCUCUUCGCCGUCUUCUGGAACAUCUUCGCCUACGACCUGCUGGGGGCACAGAUCCCCCCGCCC